Perca fluviatilis (European perch) is the source of this 1846-nucleotide messenger RNA. RefSeq names its product transmembrane protein 71 (gene tmem71). NCBI's taxonomy places the organism in Eukaryota, Metazoa, Chordata, Actinopteri, Perciformes, Percidae. The record is from RefSeq and is a predicted model, not a curated record. The transcript is spliced from 11 exons. The coding region runs from base 432 to 1367 and encodes 311 amino acids.
CAGGAGAACACGCUUAGAAAAGAGUGCAAAUAUUUUCAGAAAAAUAAUUAUUUAUGUGACAGAAUUUGAGCCUUUGAACAGAUUUAGAAAAUAUACUUAUUUGCUUCUGCAAUUUUGGGAACUUGGGUAAACUGGAAGAUAACUUCAGUAUUUUUCUACCUGGACCCUAGUUUCCUAUGUGUUUGUGUCUAACUAGUGACUGAUGGGAGCAACACUCUUUGACAUCGGUCCAGUAUUGAGCAAGACAAAACAAGCUGCAAUCUUACGUUAUGGGCAUUAUUUUGAGACUGCUGCUGCUGCUGCUGCUGCUGCAGGAUGUGAGAGAACCACAACACGAAACCAACCGAAAUAAAACUGAAGAGGCCACGAAGACAUCUGAGCAGGGACGAGUUUGAAGAUCGGAGGAAGACUUAGCUCGGCUUCACACAAACAUGGCUCUGUUCUUCUCCGGGGCCGUUACAAGUUCUCCAAUAAAACGAAGGUUGCGGGCCAAUGACUCCUGUCAGAGCCUGGACCUGUCUCUCCUCUCUCCCGACUCCUCGUACGUCUGUUACUCGUCGGCCGACGGCGGCGACCCGGCCUCGUGCCGUCGCUCGCCGCGUCUCCUUACCAACGGUUACUACGACGUCACCGAGGACAGCUUCUCCUGGGACGACCACGGCAACGUGUCGCUCACGCCCUGCACAACCAGCGUGUCCUACAAGGAGAACCUCGUCAGGGUUUUCCGACGGCGCCGGCGACAGCGGCCUGGCGGCGCCCUGGCUCGCCUGCUGAGCGACGUGACGGAGAGCUGCCAGUCCUGGCUGGACCAGAAGGUCUUCGGAGGCGUGUUCAGGACGGGACAGAACCGGGAUCAGGACCAGGACCAGGACCAGGAUUGGACCGGGACGGGCCAGGAAAGCCCCGCCCCGCUGGACGAGUCUUCCUGGUUCAACAGCACCGAGCUGGACGACAGCCGCGGCUUCACUUACGACCACACUGAGAUCCCGCCCCCUCCCGACAAAGAGGCCCCGCCCCCGACGCUGCUCAUCCAGGAGGAGAUUUGUUCUGAGAUCUGUCAGUCGACGGAGCGGUUCACCCAAUCGCUGGGCGGCCUCUCUGAAGUCCCGCCUCCCUCACCCUUCUACACCAACAGCUGCUGCCAGACCUCGCCUGAGCCCGCAGGGUUAACGAUGAAGACCCUUCUCCUUUUCAUCUUCGCCAUCUUCAUCUUCACCGCUCUAUACUCAGGGUGUGUCUUGUGGAGCGCCAGCGUCACAUCCACCGUGUUCAUGACGAUCUCAACAUGUAUGCUUCUGACCAAGUCGGGCCCGAUGGGCGAGUGGAGGAGGGCGAAGACGGAGGAUAUCACAUCGAGAAACGAGUGAGAGAAGCGACAGUCUCCAAGAGUCUGCGAACGUGAAACUGGAAGAGUGACAGAAAAGCUCUGACGGGACUCGGUAGAAAUAUCUCUCUAACUGUGUUUGCAUGUAAGUUGCACUUAAAGUCACGCUGAGCUCCCGAAAUCGCUUUACAGCAACACCUGUCGGACGCUUUGACUGCAAAUGGAAACUCUCUGAAUGUAAAUCGAUCUCUAAAUAUGUGUUUUUGCGCCGACAAGACGGGCUGAAGUUUUUAAAACAGUUUGAAAUUGAAUUAAAGACACAUUUUCAACAUUUUAGCUUUAAAUUCGAAGCAAAAAUGGCAGAAAGAUCGACAUUUUUAUAAGUAUAAAAAGUUUAAAAGCAGAAUCAGACAGCGUGUUUGUUGUUAGAAAGCUGAAGGAGCUCAUUAACAAGGUGACUUAAGUUACUGUAGUUUAGCUAGAAAAGUAUCCAUAUCAAAUAUAUAAAACAUCCAAAUGUAA